Messenger RNA from Ahaetulla prasina, 1963 nucleotides. RefSeq names its product ectonucleoside triphosphate diphosphohydrolase 8 (gene ENTPD8). Bases 145 to 1629 code for a protein of 494 amino acids. The transcript has 11 exons. Lineage: Eukaryota; Metazoa; Chordata; Lepidosauria; Squamata; Colubridae. Gene Ontology annotation, cellular component: plasma membrane. Gene Ontology annotation, biological process: nucleoside diphosphate catabolic process. The record is from RefSeq and is a predicted model, not a curated record. Gene Ontology annotation, molecular function: UDP phosphatase activity; GDP phosphatase activity.
UCACGGAUCCCCUCUUCCUGGUGCUAUCCUGUCCCGGUUCCCCGAGAAGACCUGCUCUCUGCCUUCUGGAGUAUCUAAGCUUUCGAAAGCUACACUGAUAAUCAUCUCUUGAAAACCCUCCAGACCUCAAGUGGCACUUAAGAAAUGGGCUCCAAGUGGAACAGCUGGUAUCUUCGCGGAAGUCUGAGUCUUUUGGGUAUCUUUUCUCUCACUGCCCUGAUCCUUAGCCUGGUGAGAAUCCACAACGUCACACUACCUUCUAAGGACAAGUAUGGCUUGGUAUUUGAUGCAGGUUCCUCGCACACGUCCCUCUUUGUAUACCAGUGGCCAGAGGAGAAGGAAAACGAUACGGGCGUGGUUAGCCAAAUGUUCUCCUGCCAUGUCAAAGGACCUGGAAUAUCCAGCUAUGCCAAUAACCCUCCAAAGGCUGGUACGUCCCUACAGGAUUGUCUGAACGCAGCCAUGAGAGUUAUCCCUCCAGAAAGACAGCAAGAGUCACCAGUUUAUUUGGGAGCCACAGCGGGCAUGAGGCUACUCAGGAUGCAGAACGAGUCAGCAGCGGCGCAGAUCUUGGAGGCGGUUUCCCAAACGAUCCAGAAGUAUCCUGUGAGUUUCCAAGGUGCUCGAAUUAUCAGCGGGAAGGAGGAAGGUGCCUUUGGCUGGAUCACCAUCAACUACCUUCUGAAUUCUUUCACCCAGUACUCGGCCCAAGAGCGAGGAUGGAUCCGCCCUCCCUCCGCCAAUAUCUUGGGAGCUCUGGACCUUGGCGGAGCCUCUACCCAAAUCAGCUUCAUCCCAGCUGGUCUGAUCGUGGAUCCAUCCGAAGCCGUCCAGUUUCGCCUCUACGGCUUUGACUACACCAUCUAUAGCCACAGCUACCUCUGCUACGGCCAGAAUCAAGCUUUUCAACGGGUGAUCCGGCUGAUCCUUAAUGCAGGUGCCAGCGAUGAGGUGGCUCACCCCUGCUACCCAAAAGGCUACCAAGAGAUGAUACGGACGGCGUCCCUCUCUGGCAAUCCGUGUGCCAAGCCUCUGUCCUCGACCGCAUCUCCGGCCAACGUAACUCUGGUGGGCAAAGGGAAUUUCAGCCUCUGCCGGGAACAGUUCAAAGCCAUCUUCAACUUCUCCGGCUGCCGAGAUCCAUCAUCCUGCGGCUUCGAAGGGAUCUACCAGCCAAGCGUCAACGGGAAGUUUCUGGCUUUUUCAGCAUAUUACUAUACUUUCCGCUUUCUCAACCUGACAGCCAGUAGCCCACUGGCCACUGUAGAGAGAGCUAUUCAGGUGUUCUGUGCCAGAACAUGGGAAGAUCUGAGCACCAGUUACCCUCGCGAAAAACCCUUCCACCUGAAGAAUUACUGCGCCAGUGCCAGCUUCAUCGUGACCCUUCUAUUGGACGGUUACGGCUUCCGAAAUGACACCUGGCAGAACAUCGCCUUCCAAAUGCAGGCUGCCAAUUCUGACAUCGGUUGGACCCUGGGCUACAUGCUGAACCUCACCAACAUGAUCCGGGCUGAAGCCCCUCCACUGCUCAAGGGUCACCAAGAAGCCUUCUGGAUUGCAAGCAUCUUCUUCCUCGUGGCCGGCCUGGCCCUCUGCCUCCUCAUCCUCGUUUUGCAGUCUCUGCUGUGAGAGACACCCCCCCCAGGGGACUCGAUCGCCUCCGCCGUCCCUUUCCUUGGGAGAUUGCUGUGACCAAGGCCCAAGUAGUGAUUGCCAAACACAGUUUCAGUACUCAACAAACUUAUUUUAUUAAAACAGCUGAGAAUUAAUUCAUUCUCAACUUCGUCCCAAACAAAGUUCUUCAUAACCAGUCCCUCGGCCUUAUCACCAGCCUUUGAUGUCUUUGGCAACCUGCCAAAGGCUUUUCUUGGCACCCCCCCCACCCCCACAAAGUUCAAGAAGCACAAGAAGCACGGAAAUCAACGUUGCUUUUCUACAAAGAACCCAACGGCUCGUUUGCUCU